Messenger RNA from Fibroporia radiculosa, 1302 nucleotides. RefSeq lists its product as uncharacterized. The transcript has 8 exons. Gene Ontology annotation, biological process: endosomal transport; vacuole organization. The record is from RefSeq and is a predicted model, not a curated record. NCBI's taxonomy places the organism in Eukaryota, Fungi, Basidiomycota, Agaricomycetes, Polyporales, Fibroporiaceae. Gene Ontology annotation, molecular function: ATP binding; ATP hydrolysis activity. The coding region runs from base 1 to 1302 and encodes 433 amino acids.
AUGAGUGGCAACUUGGAUCGUGCCAUUGAUCUUGUUCAACGCGCAAUUGAAGAAGAUACCAAGCAGAGCUAUGCGGAAGCAUACAGACAAUACCAGAAUGCCCUAGACUAUUUCAUGCUUGCCCUCAAGUAUGAGAAGAAUGAGAAGUCGAAGCAGCUUAUCCGCUCGAAAGUAGUCGAAUAUCUCGCGCGGGCGGAGACCUUGAAAGACCAUCUAACGCAGUCGCAAGAGAAGGCAGCAAAGAAGGCCAUUGGCGUCAAUGGCUCGAGUGGUGGGAUAGGUCCUGGAGGCAAGAAGAAAGACGGUGACGACGAUGAGGUGAAGAAGCUACGAGCCGGCCUGGCGGGCGCGAUAAUCACGGAGAAACCGAACGUUAAGUGGGAGGACGUUGCUGGUCUUGAAGCAGCGAAGGAAUCGUUGAAGGAAGCCGUAAUUCUCCCCAUCAAGUUUCCGCAUUUGUUUACAGGGAAGCGGACACCGUGGAGAGGUAUUCUACUCUAUGGUCCUCCGGGAACCGGAAAGUCCUACCUUGCUAAGGCUGUUGCGACCGAGGCCCAGGGUACGUUCUUUAGCGUCAGCUCCAGCGACCUUGUUAGCAAGUGGCAAGGUGAUUCUGAAAGACUAGUGAAGCAGCUAUUCGAGAUGGCGCGCGAAAACAAGCCUGCUAUCAUCUUCAUCGAUGAGGUGGAUUCACUCGCGGGUUCUCGCAACGAGCAGGAGUCGGAAGGAUCGCGGCGAAUCAAGACAGAAUUCCUCGUGCAAAUGAACGGUGUCGGUCACGACGAUACUGGCGUCCUUGUCCUUGGUGCUACAAACAUUCCAUGGCAACUAGACAAUGCAAUCAAGCGGAGAUUUGAGAAGCGAAUAUACAUUCCUCUACCAGGAACUGAAGCACGAAGGCGAAUGUUCCAGUUGCAUGUUGGCGAUACCCCUUGUGAACUGACGGCAAAAGACUAUCAAAUGCUUGCAUCAAAGACAGACGGCUAUUCGGGAUCCGAUAUAUCCGUCGUCGUCCGUGAUGCCCUCAUGCAACCCGUUCGCAAAGUCCUAUCUGCUACACAUUUUAAGUCUGUGCCAUCUCCCACCAAUGCAACGGUUCUUAAAUGGACACCGUGUUCGCCCGGGGACCCUGAUGGCGUGGAGAAGUCGUGGUCAGAUGUGGAGAGUGAGGAGCUACUUGAGCCCCCACUGAGGGUGGGAGACUUUUUGAAGUCAUUGGAUAACGUUCGACCGACAGUUACUUCCGAGGACAUUAAGAGACACGAUCAAUGGACGUUAGAGUCAGGGAAUGAAGGCGCAUGA